AUCUGUAUAAGAUUCCCUCUCCAGGGAUCAAGGGAUUGCAGAGACUGGCCUUCUGCUCUCUCCUAGAGACCACGCUAGAGACCCAGCUAGGCUCUUCCAGAAGGCGAGCCCGCCAUGGCUCAGGAGAAGUUCUUGGUGCUGUUGCCACUAGUGGUCCUGGCGCUGCUGGGGCUGGCCUGCGUGCAGCCUUCUCUGGCCAGGGAGUCGAAGGCCAUGAAGUUCCAACGGCAGCACAUGGACUCGCACCCCGCCGCCAUCAGCGCCAGCUACUGCAACCUGAUGAUGAAGCGCCGCAACAUGACGGAUGGGUGGUGCAAGCCCGUGAACACCUUCGUGCACGAGCCUCUGGCAGACGUCCAGGCCGUCUGCUCCCAGAAGGAUGUGCUCUGCAAGAACGGGCAGUCCAACUGUCACCAGAGCCGCUCCCAGAUGAACAUCACCGACUGCCGCCUGAAGAACGGCUCCAAGUUCCCCAAGUGCGUGUACACGACCACGCAGAAGGAGCAGUACAUCGUCGUGGCCUGUGAGGGGAACCCCCACGUGCCAGUGCACUUUGAUGCGUGUCUGUAGCUCUCGGCCUGAGGCCAGAGAAGCGGGCGCCCUGUCGCAGGUGGCACCUGCUACCCCUCCCCUGCCUUCCUGCUCUGGGGAAUCCCUGCAGCCGGGGCUCCUCCGGCUUGCUCCCAAACCCGGGCUGCCCUGCCCAGGGCUGCUCCGCUUGGUCGGGGGGCGGGGGCCCCAUGUUAGCCACCUCACCGCUUCUUUCAAUAAAGCACAGCUGUGCUCA
This is a messenger RNA of Canis lupus familiaris (dog), 787 nucleotides long. Its product is annotated as ribonuclease pancreatic-like. The coding region runs from base 115 to 570 and encodes 151 amino acids. NCBI's taxonomy places the organism in Eukaryota, Metazoa, Chordata, Mammalia, Carnivora, Canidae. The record is from RefSeq and is marked provisional. The transcript is spliced from 2 exons. Gene Ontology annotation, molecular function: nucleic acid binding; RNA nuclease activity.